Messenger RNA from Tuber melanosporum (Perigord truffle), 1648 nucleotides. RefSeq lists its product as uncharacterized. The coding region runs from base 613 to 1281 and encodes 222 amino acids. The record is from RefSeq and is a predicted model, not a curated record. The transcript is spliced from 5 exons. Lineage: Eukaryota; Fungi; Ascomycota; Pezizomycetes; Pezizales; Tuberaceae.
GCGAAAAAGAACCGGCUUUUUGCCCCUCUGCUGAGACAAAUAAAAAGAAAAACAAACAACAGGAUUCAAUGGAGAGGCAAUUCCGACUUUCCUCUGGCGUGAAGCGAUUAUUCCAGCUCUUUCUUCACAGCUUGCCCUUUACCCCUCCUACCUCGACCCUCUAGAUCGCUUCUUACCGCACGCCUCGCCCGCCGAGAAUUCCACUACUACUGGUACAUCACGCUAAAGUUCAAUUGAGCAGAUAGAAAGCCACCCAUCACCACCACCAUGUGCCGCUUCCUAGUCUACAAGGGUAAAAACCCCAUCCUCCUUUCAGAUCUAAUCCUCAACCCAACCCACUCAAUCCUAACGCAAUCCUACGACUGCCGUCUACGCCUCGACAGCCUCCCCCACAACGGCGACGGGUUCGGCGUGGGCUACUACACCACGCCCACUCUUUCCACCGAGCCAUGCAUCUUCACCUCCACCACCCCGGCCUGGAAUUGUGUCAACCUCUCCCGCUUGGCGAAGAAGACCGCUUCGUCACUCAUAUUCGCCCACGUGCGCGCCACCACCAGCGGUGCCCUCAACGAGAGUAACUGCCACCCUUUCUCCUACGGAAGUCUCAUGUUCAUGCACAACGGGCACAUUGCGAACUUCAAGAAGAUCAAGCGCGCCAUCGUCAAUGCUAUCCGAGAUGAGUACUUUUUGAUGGUGGAGGGGUCUACGGAUAGUGAGUGGGCUUUUGCCUUGUUCUUAGAUACGCUGCAUUCACUGGGAUACUCGCCAAAGUCCCCGCCUGAAGCGAUGCUCGGGACAAUUCGAAGGUUGAAUGAAUUAUUGGAUGAAGCCGGAACCGGAGAGCCAAGCCUUUUGAACUUUGCGGCUACGGAUGGACACUCGGUCGUUUGCACACGGUACGUCUGCUCGAGGACCGACGAGGCAGCGAGUCUGUACUUUUCGAGCGGAACGAGGUUUCACGAGUAUAAGGAGGGAGGCUUCUAUCGUAUGGAGAGGCAUGAUCGCGGGCAGGACUUGGUCAUGGUUGCCAGUGAGCCUUUGACCUUCGAGCGAGGCGACUGGGUCACCGUGCCUACAAAUAGCAUCUUAACAAUCAACAAACAGACAGUUUUGAUACACCCCAUCAUUGACAAAUACUACCAACAAAACCCUGCCUAUAGUCGCUCCGCCGCCUUUGUCGAGAGCAAAGGCAUGGUAGCCGAACCCAUUGUCCCGAGCAAGCCUGUCAAGAAUGAUACCAAGAAGCCUAGUGCUAUGAACGGGAAAGAUGCGUCUUAUUGAUACCGACAGAACCCCCCUCGGGGUCUGACGAGGGUGAAUGAAUUAGCGAACGGACCGAUUGACCAGACUGGGACCGGAGCACUUAUGAUUCAUUGAUUGGAUUAUAGCAGUGGUGUUUGACCUUGUUUAUGCUUGGUGGUGGUCGUUAUAAUGAUGCGAUGUGCUGCGUAUUGAUGAGAGCUCCUUAUUAUUAUUACCCUUGUUUAUACCCUUGAUCAAGCCCGGGGGGGGGUCUUCGGCAAGCCCUAUCUGUACCUGUUGCAUAUCAUUAUCAUAUCGUACCCCUCCAUUCCCCACGUCUCACACCAUGUAUCUUAAUCACCCAUUGGUAUUAUACAACAGAAACACAACGUUUCUACAAACACCC